AUGUCAGCUUCUUCGUCACCGACAACAUCCUCUAAGGGGAUCUCCAUCGACCUGCAGCUCAUCGCCUACUUCGCCUUGUGGUACCUCGGCAACUACUACUACAACAUCACAAACAAGUUGGCUCUGAAGGCAGCCGGAGGAGCGGCAGGGUUCCCCCUUACAAUUGCCACGUUGCAGCUUGGUGUGGGAUGUUUGUACGCCCUCUUCUUGUGGGCAGCGCCAGAUGCUCGCAAGCUUCCCAAAAUAACCAAGGAAGAUGUGAUCAAGAUGAUCCCUGUCGCUUUCUGUGCUGCCGCCGCUCAUUCGUUCUCGGUGUUCGCACUCAGUGCUGGAGCCGUUUCCUUUGGACAGAUCGUCAAGGCUGCAGAGCCAGCAUUUGCUGCUCUCCUUGGAGUUACCCUUUACCAGAAGAAGCUCUCACUGGGAAAGUGGCUGUGUCUAAUCCCAGUCAUUGGAGGAGUCGUCCUCGCCUCGGUGAAGGAGCUUGAUUUCGCAUGGUCUGCUCUCAUCACAGCUUGCAUUGCCAAUCUUUUUGCUGCCUUCAAGGGCCAAGAAAACCAGAAGCUCAUGACUACUCCUGGGAUCAAAGACAGGCUUGGAAAUGUUGGGAAUCAGUUUGCAAUCACCAUGAUCCUCUCUUUUUUGCUUUCUGUCCCCGUGAUGAUAGCAAAGGAGGGUGCAAAAUGGGGACAGUUUUGCUCUCUAUGGCAAACAACUCCAGCUGUGACAUACAAUCUGAUUGCCUCCGGGUUGUGGUUCUACGGAUACAAUGAGCUGGCGACGAUGACAAUCAAGAAGACGAAUGCGGUCACUCAGUCAGUUGCAAACACCGCCAAGAGAGUCAUCGUUAUCAUUGGCGUUGCUAUCGUCUUGCGUGAAAGCUUGGAUCCUAUUAAGCUUCUUGGCUGUGCCAUUGGCAUUGGAGGUGUCUUCCUCUACUCAAUCAUCGACUUAAUCUUUCCCCCGUCGAACUCCCCAGCCGCUCCAAGGAAGCUUUACGGAUGGCAGAAAAACAAGGCAAGCCGUCCCUGGGUCAAGCGACAGCAACGUGGAAUUCUUCGUUAUCGUGACAUGUUGCAGUUGCGCUACUCUUCGGGUCCUGGAUCUGACACUCCUUCUACAUCCACUUCGCUUACUGCUAGAAUGGCAAGCAAGUCCAAGACAGGCCGCCGCUUAGGACGUUCGAGGCCUGUCUCUGCCCCUCCAGCCCCUCCGGCCAGAGAGGAGGGCUCUCAGGGACAAGUCAAUCAGUUCAAGGAGGUGACUGAAGACAUUCCUCAGAUUUCUCCUGCUGUCGAGCCAAUGCGGACAGAAGUCAAGGCUGUGGAGAAGCCUCGAGUUGCAGAAGCCUCCAAGGACAAAUUUCCGGACGGCAGCGUAUUGAAGUCACCCUUCGGAGAGUUCACUAUGCCUUCCUGGUUCAGCACGGGAAAAAACUUUGGAGCCAGCGCUUGA
Molecule: messenger RNA, 1455 nt
Organism: Guillardia theta CCMP2712
Lineage: Eukaryota; Cryptophyceae; Pyrenomonadales; Geminigeraceae
Exons: 5
Coding region: 1-1455 (484 amino acids)
Cellular component (GO): Golgi apparatus
Molecular function (GO): antiporter activity
Source: RefSeq, a predicted model, not a curated record